UCUUUUCUAAUUCCUUCGUCAGCCCAUUCUAUCCAGAUGUUUCAGACGGCUCUAGAAUCCUCCUACACGGUUCUCAAGGACUUCAUCCCCGAAGAGUUCCGCCAUCAACCUCGAAGCAUCUAGGUUUCUUUUUUGAUUGAUCAAUUGUAUAGCGUGGGUUGAACUCUGGUAUAACACUACGUAACACUGAUCUACAAGAAUGACUCCAUUUGAAGGGAUUUAAGGUCGACUGCCUCCUUUGCUAAGAUCUUACAUGGAUGUGCAGUCUCUGUUGGUAGAAGUGAAAGUUCAGCUGUGUGACCGUGAUGAGGUUUGACAGAGUGAGAAACAUCCUUCAGGGCCAAGAGAGAAGCUUAUUGAAAAGAAGUUCUACCAUAAAUACCCAUCUCAAGGAUUGUAGGUAUGAUAUGAAUACUUCAGUUGGUGUUCCGCUUGCAUUAGCGGCUACCUCACUUUUGUUUGAUUGUGAGUUCUUCCAUCACAGUUUUUAUACAACGUCCAACAAAUAUCUUAAGCCUUCCAUAUACCAUUCUCUCCAUUUUCUAAAACAUUGUUUCACCAAUGGGCACAUAUCUAUGCCUCUUGAAUCCUCAGGGGUUUAUCUUCAUAUAGUUAUAAAGUUCAAUCACAUGUAUAGUCUAUUGGAUUUUCACGAUCAAACUGAUGUGUCUAAAUUGCGACUCUAUUAGUCUUAUCGAUUAUGGAGUAUAUGUUAAAUUUAACUCUAAGCUCAGGCUCGGUCGGGUUUUAACUUGACCUAGAAAUAACAUGUACUACCUCCAUCCCAUUAGAAGGUUCUCGUCCACUAUUUGCAUGGUCAACUUAAAUCUUUUUUAAUCGUUUACUUUAUAAAUCAAAUUUUUAUCAAAUUUACAUUUUUUUAUCAGCCUUUGUAGUGGUUUUAAUGUAGUUUCUGAAUAUAUUAAUUUUAUUUACUAAAACUAAUCAGAGUGUGAACAGGGAUUAAGUUGCUUUAUCGUCAGUCAAGCAUCGUAAACCGUUCACGGGGACCUUCUAGCGGGACGGAGGGAGUAAUAGAUUGUGUUAUACAACUUCAUGUCGGAACAAGGCUCAAUAUAAUCUGUCUGGUAUUGAAUUUUUGACACCCGGGUUUGGGUCGAUUUAAACUAUCCAACAAGAAGUGAAAAUAAUCAUUUUUUAGUUAGUCCUUUAAUUACGAUAAACUGCGAGAACUAAACAUUUAAUUUGAGGAGUGAAUAUCAUGGUUAUACACUUAUACAAUUUAGUUUAGUUUAUACUAUUCAGUUUAGUUAAAAAUGGAGUUUUGAGGAGUGAAAUUGUGUAUUUCUUAGUUUCUUUCAUACAACAUCUCGAUUGUAGUUUGAGUAGUUUGUAUACUCAGUAGGUUUUUAUUGGUUACUUCUGUAGUUCAUGUCG
Cuscuta europaea is the source of this 1398-nucleotide messenger RNA. The record is from the annotation of a GenBank genome assembly. Lineage: Eukaryota; Viridiplantae; Streptophyta; Magnoliopsida; Solanales; Convolvulaceae.